Molecule: messenger RNA, 485 nt
Organism: Nomascus leucogenys (northern white-cheeked gibbon)
Lineage: Eukaryota; Metazoa; Chordata; Mammalia; Primates; Hylobatidae
Product: bromodomain and WD repeat-containing protein 1-like
Biological process (GO): regulation of transcription by RNA polymerase II; regulation of cell shape; cytoskeleton organization
Cellular component (GO): nucleus
Source: RefSeq, a predicted model, not a curated record
GGUGGCGCCCACCUGAGGAGAGGAACGCCAGCCCGGUCAGGCCUCGGCAGGGCCUACACGCUUCGCUGGAUCGCUGGCUCCCGCCUCCCGCCCGGUGCCCGACCAUGGCAGAGCCCUUGUCUGCCCAGCGCCCAGUGCCUAUCGCGGAGUCGGAGCUGUACUUCCUCAUCGCCCGGUACCUAUCGGCGGGCUCAUGUUGGAGAGCGGCCCAGGUACUGGUGCCGGAGCUGGCGCAGUGCCAGUUGUUGCCGAAGGGGUUGGACUGGGAGAGCAACCAGCACAACAGGAGCUACGAGGAAUUGGUCUUGCCCAGUAAAGAUGUGGCUCCUGAUCAUGUAUUGCAAAUCUGCCAGCGCAUCGGUCCUAUGUUGGAUGAAGAAAUUACGGCUGGGCGCGAAAUUCCACCCAGUAUUUCAAGAGUCGCUUCUUUGUUUGGUGCAGGAAGGCAGUCUUUGCUACUUACAGCAAAAGGUAACUUAAUUUGA